UAUAUAUCAGUCAACAGAGCCCGAAAAAAUAUCUAGCUGAAGCGAAGCAGCGUCCCAAACCAAAGGUCGGUAACCCCUCCACUCUCUCUCUCUCAAACGGUAGUAAUAGGAGUAGCUCUCUCUCUCUCUAAAUAUAUAUAUAUAUAUAUGUGUGCGGCAACUUCCGCGUCCGUGAACAGUCCAUGGCGCCGACUAACCAACACAGACGGACAAAGAUUUUUUUUACACACAAUGUCGGCGAUACCUAUAAAACCCCACCAUAUAAACCUAAACCCCCAACUCUCUCACGGACUAUUUCUCUCUCUAUCCCAAACACAAACACCAUCGGACAUUUUUCUCUCCUCAACUUCGACUUUCUUUCUUUCUCUCUCAAGAAAACUCUGUAAUUUUAUUGUCCUGAAACUAUGAAACCGAAGGACGAAUCGUUGUUUUCUUCUUCAAAAUCGCCUUCUCCACCUGGGUCCGACUUUGACACCAAAAUCUCAGCUCCAAUUACUUUACCUACAUCUUCUUUUGCUCAAUUCCAAUCUGGGUUUUUGACGACUCAACCCGAUUCGUCUUUGUUGUCAACAAUGCCCUCUCAACCAUUCCCAAUAUCAAUGGGCUUUGCUGGGAAAUCUUCGUCUGACGCCUCUCUGUUCGAUGAAUUUCCUAACAUAAGACCAUCAUCGUAUUCGCUUGACCCUAUAAUAAAUGGGCUUUCAAUGGUAGAGAAUCUUCCAUCUCUACCAUUUGGGACAGGAGAGGAUAGUGAGGCAGAGAAUUUGGGUGUUCCUCAGCCGCUUGAUUGUCUACAGGGAAAUCCAAUCCCUCCAUUUCUGUCUAAAACUUUUGAUCUUGUGGAUGAUCCAACAUUGGACCCAAUCAUAUCUUGGAGCUCUACUGGGCAGAGCUUUGUGGUUUGGGACCCCAUGGAGUUCGCGAGGCGAAUCCUUCCUCAGAAUUUCAAGCACAACAAUUUCUCAAGUUUUGUUCGGCAACUAAAUACAUAUGGAUUCCGCAAGAUUGAUAGUGAUAAGUGGGAGUUUGCCAAUGAAGGUUUCUUGCAAGGAAGGAGACAUCUUUUGAAGAACAUCCACAGGCGCAAGUCACCUCAGACGCAGCAGAUUGAGAGAUAUGCUGGGUCUUCAACUGAAACAGGCAAAACUGGAUUGGAAGGUGAGAUAGUAAGAUUAAGGAGAGAGAAAAGUUCGAUGAUGCAGGAGAUGAUAGAAUUGCAGCAGCAGCAACGUGGGACAGUUCAGCACAUGGACGUAGUGAAUGAGAGGCUCCAAGCAGCGGAGCAGAGACAGAAGCAGAUGGUCUCAUUCUUGGCAAAGUUGUUUCAAAACCCAGACUUCUUAGCCCGUCUUCAGCAAAAGAAGGAAAAGAGGAGUAUUGCUUCUCCAAAAACAAUGAAGAAGUUUGUGAAACAUCAGCAGCAUGAACAGGGUAAAUCAGCAUCGUCCAUGGAAGGGCAGAUUGUAGAUUACAGAGCCAAUUUGGGGAACCUAUGUACCUCUUCAGUAACCCCCGACUUAAAUCAGGAUGCAGUUGAACAAAUUCCUGAUUAUCUCUCACAAGAUGUGGUCGGAAAUCUGGGUUUAGGUGCGGAAAACGUGUUGUUUCAAGUUGAGAAUAUUAAAUCAGAUGAAUUAGUAGCAGCACAUGAACAACUCCAAGCCCCCGAGCAAGUUGGAGUGGGAGUUUCAAGCCUUGGAAAUAGAGAUCCUCUUUAUAAAGGAAAGAAUGUAGUGAACCCCCAACAAGAGUUUACUCCUGAGUAUUUUGUGUCUUUCCCAGAGGACUUGUCAAGGGAGAAGAAUUUUCCAGAAUUCUCGUCUCCAGAGGACUGUGUCGUUAAACAAGAGGAUGCAUGGAACAUGGGUUUUGAAGUCAGUGCUGGUAUGUCUUGUUCUACCAAUGAUUUAUGGGAUAAUCUCAACUAUGAUAUGCCAGACUUGGGAGCCACAGGUGGGUUUUCAGAUAUUUGGGAUUUAGGGUCCUUGCAGGCAGCAGGAGGCUCGGGAAUCGGGAAGUGGCCGGGUGAUGAAUCCCCAUUUGAUGGGCCUCAGGGUCAGGCUGGCCAGCCAAAAGAUGAUAGUGCUAAGACAACGGACCCAUAGGAACUGAUCUGCAUAGGCACUUGCUGCCCUUGCAGAUUUCUAGUUAUUAUUCCAGUUGAUGGGUUUUUUUUUCUAAAUUGAACAAUUUAUUAUUAAUAUAGUCAGUUGAUUACCCUCUUUA
Messenger RNA from Cornus florida, 2226 nucleotides. Its product is annotated as heat stress transcription factor A-3. The record is from RefSeq and is a predicted model, not a curated record. NCBI's taxonomy places the organism in Eukaryota, Viridiplantae, Streptophyta, Magnoliopsida, Cornales, Cornaceae. The transcript has 2 exons. Gene Ontology annotation, molecular function: DNA-binding transcription factor activity; RNA polymerase II cis-regulatory region sequence-specific DNA binding. Bases 405 to 2105 code for a protein of 566 amino acids. Gene Ontology annotation, biological process: regulation of transcription by RNA polymerase II. Gene Ontology annotation, cellular component: nucleus.